Mycetomoellerius zeteki is the source of this 549-nucleotide messenger RNA. Its product is annotated as zinc finger BED domain-containing protein 1-like. Lineage: Eukaryota; Metazoa; Arthropoda; Insecta; Hymenoptera; Formicidae. The annotation marks the transcript as partial. The record is from RefSeq and is a predicted model, not a curated record. The transcript has a single exon.
AUGAUUGAACGGUUUUUACAGUUAAAAGAUUACAUUAAUAAUAUGCUAUUAAAAUGCCCAAAAGCGCCUAAUAUGAUAGUCCGAGACGAAGUAGAAACGUUGCAAGAAAUAGUCCAUAUUUUAAAACCAAUAGAGUACGUUACAAAUACUAUUAGUGGUGAUACAUACGCGACUAGCAGUCUCGUGAUACCAUUAGUCCAUUAUAUGAUGCUUACUAUUAAAAAGUGUGAACCAAUUACUGAUACGGGAGUUCAGUUUAAAGAAAACAUUCUUACACAAUUAAAUAAAAGAUUUCAACACGUCGAAUCUGUUUCCCAUUUAGCAAUUGCGACAUUGAUGGACCCCCGAUUUAAGAAAAUUCAUUUUGAAAUUCCGUUAGCAUUAAGUACAGCUAUACAGCAUAUUCAGAACAUGAUUGAAAUCGAUUUAGGUAAUCAGAAUAACGAAAAUACUGAAACUGAGGCAAGCAUGGUAAGCGUAGUUGAAGGAGAUAAUUCAUUAAAUCAUUUUUGGAAGAUUCAUAAAGAAAUAGUAGCUUUAAAACGACAA